Messenger RNA from Populus nigra (black poplar), 2960 nucleotides. Its product is annotated as sucrose synthase 6-like. Gene Ontology annotation, biological process: sucrose metabolic process. The record is from RefSeq and is a predicted model, not a curated record. The transcript has 13 exons. NCBI's taxonomy places the organism in Eukaryota, Viridiplantae, Streptophyta, Magnoliopsida, Malpighiales, Salicaceae. Gene Ontology annotation, molecular function: sucrose synthase activity. Bases 140 to 2593 code for a protein of 817 amino acids.
CAUUUUCAUGCACCAAUCAAACACGUACCAUCGCUCUAUAAAUUGGUUAUUCUAAACAAGAGUUGAUCAAAAACAUUCUGUGACCAUUUUCUUACCUUCAAAACUCGUGUUGUGGCCAAAAAACAGAGCGUUACUACAAAUGGCAACCUUGAAGAGGUCUGACUCUAUAGCUGACAACAUGCCAGAAGCCUUGAAACAAAGCAGGUACCACAUGAAGAGAUGUUUUGCCAAGUACAUAGAAAAGGGAAGGAGAACAAUGAAGCUUCAGCAAUUACUUGAUGAAAUGGAGAAUGUUAUAGAUGAUCAGGUUGAAAGAACCAGGGUCCUGCAAGGUUUACUAGGUGACAUUUGGUUUUCUAUUCAGGAAGCAGUUGUUAAUCCACCUUAUGUAGCUUUAUCCAUUAGACCAAGCCCUGGAUUCUGGGAAUUUGUGAAGGUGAACUCUGCUGAUCUUUCGGUUGAGGGCAUCACUGCUACAGACUACUUGAAAUUCAAGGAAAUGAUAUAUGAUGAGAACUGGGCAAAGGAUGCUAAUGCAUUGGAAGUCGAUUUCGGAGCAUUUGAUUUCUCUGUGCCUCACUUGACCUUAUCUUCUUCCAUUGGAAAUGGACUUGGUUUUGUUUCUAAGUUUGCAACUUCAAAGCUAAGCGGCUGCCUGGAGAGUGCUCAGCCUCUGGUGGAUUACUUGCUAUCUCUGAAUCAUGAAGGAGAAAAACUAAUGAUAAAUGAGACCCUUAGCCCUGUCAGAAAGCUUCGGAUGGCACUGAUAGUUGCUGAAGUUUACCUCUCAGGACUUCCGAAGGACACCCAAUAUCAGAAUUUUGAGACAAGCUUCAAAUUGUGGGGCUUCGAGAAGGGAUGGGGUAAUACUGCAGAGAGAGUGAAGGAGACGAUGAGAUGUCUCUCAGAAGUUCUCCAAGCACCGGAUCCAUUGAACAUGGAGAAAUUUUUUAGCAGGCUGCCAACUGUAUUCAAUGUUGUAAUUUUCUCUCCUCACGGUUACUUUGGUCAAGCAGAUGUCCUCGGUUUGCCAGAUACUGGUGGACAGGUGGUCUACAUUCUAGACCAAGUUAAAGCCUUGGAAGAUGAAUUGCUGCUUAGGAUUGAGCAACAAGGACUUAACAUAAAACCUCAAAUUGUUGUGGUCACGCGACUCAUUCCUGAAGCUCGGGGAACAAAGUGCAACCAGGAAUUGGAGUCGAUUAAUGGCACCAAGCAUUCAAACAUCCUUAGGGUGCCAUUCAGCAUAGAAAAUAAGGUCCUCCGCCAGUGGGUUUCUCGUUUCGAUGUCUAUCCCUAUCUCGAGAAGUUUACUCAGGAUGUUAUAACCAAGCUCCUAGACCUCAUGCAAGGAAAGCCGGAUCUCAUCAUCGGAAACUACACUGAUGGGAAUUUAGCAGCAACUCUCAUGGCUAGUAAACUUGGGAUAACUCAGGCAACUAUUGCACAUGCUUUGGAGAAGACGAAGUACGAAAAUUCAGAUGUCAAGUGGAAGGAAUUAGACCCUAAGUAUCACUUCUCAUGCCAAUUUAUGGCUGAUACAAUUGCCAUGAAUGCAACCGAUUUCAUCAUAGCAAGUACAUAUCAGGAGAUUGCAGGAAGCAAAGAUAGACCUGGGCAGUAUGAGAGCCAUGCUUCCUUCACACUGCCAGGGCUCUGCAGAGUCGUAUCUGGCAUCAACGUCUUUGAUCCGAAGUUCAACAUUGCUGCACCUGGGGCUGAUCAAUCUGUCUAUUUCCCAUACUCGGAGAAACAAAGUCGAUUUACACAGUUUCAUCCUGCCAUUGAAGAAUUGUUGUAUAGCAAAGUGGUCAAUGAUGAACACAUUGGAUAUUUAGAGGACAAGAAGAAGCCUAUUAUCUUCUCGAUGGCAAGGCUCGAUACAGUGAAGAACCUUACUGGACUAACCGAGUGGUAUGGGAAGAACAAGAGACUGAGAGGCUUAGUUAAUCUUGUUAUAGUUGGUGGAUUCUUUGAUCCAAACAAAUCUAAAGACAGAGAAGAAAUGGCUGAAAUAACGAAGAUGCAUGGAUUGAUAAAGAAGUACCGACUCAACGGUCAGUUCCGAUGGAUAGCAGCUCAGACUGAUAGAAAUCGCAAUGGAGAACUGUACCGUUGUAUCGCUGAUACAAAGGGAGCUUUCGUGCAGCCAGCUCUCUAUGAAGCAUUUGGACUCACAGUCAUCGAGGCUAUGAACUGCGGAUUGCCCACCUUCGCAACCAACCAAGGAGGCCCAGCUGAAAUAAUCGUUGACGGGAUCUCAGGAUUCCAUAUUGAUCCCCAAAAUGGAGAUGAGUCGAGCAACAUUAUCGCCGAUUUCUUUGAGAAGUGCAAGGUGGAUCCAGGAUACUGGAAUAAGUUUGCGGCAGAAGGGUUGAAACGGAUAAACGAAUGCUAUACAUGGAAGAUCUAUGCAAAGAAAUUGUUGAACAUGGGUAACAUGUAUAGUUUCUGGAGGCAGCUCAACAAGGAGCAGAAACUAGCCAAGCAGAGAUACAUCCAGAUGCUCUAUAAUCUUCAAUUCAGGAGAUUGGCAAUGAAUGUGCUUAUCCCAACUGAAGAAGCUCAAAAGCCAGCAAAGCAAGGAAGUUGAUCCUCCAAAAAUUUUGAAUCGUGCAGUACAAGACGAGCUCAGUCGUGAUUGCAGAGGCACUACUACAAACCUGAAUAGCAAAUUUGUUUGGAUCCCGCAGUAAAGGAACCCAUACCAUUUUCACCCUACAUCCAGGUUGUUUGGAGCUUAAGCUGUAAUCAGGAAGCAUGGAUCAGGACAGCAAUCAUCCUGUGCCACCUGACGUUACUUAAUAUGUUUAUCCAUAAUGUUUUUUAUCUACUACUUUCUGAAUUCAACUUCAGUGUGUAUGAUCACUGAAAAUAAAAAAAUUGGCUGUGUACUGUAAUAAACUGUCGAGAGUUUUAAAUUUUAUAAUAAUGAAGAUUUUAAGUGUGAAAUUUGGUAA